Messenger RNA from Glycine soja, 1213 nucleotides. RefSeq names its product nicotianamine synthase-like. Lineage: Eukaryota; Viridiplantae; Streptophyta; Magnoliopsida; Fabales; Fabaceae. The transcript has a single exon. The record is from RefSeq and is a predicted model, not a curated record. Gene Ontology annotation, biological process: nicotianamine biosynthetic process. Gene Ontology annotation, molecular function: nicotianamine synthase activity. The coding region runs from base 106 to 966 and encodes 286 amino acids.
UCUCUACUUUUUCCACAAGGCAAAUACAAAACCCUAGUGUUCUACUCUAGUUAAAGUUCAUCUCUCAACCUUAUACUUCAAUUCAUUUCAAUUUUCAACCCAAUAAUGGCUGCUUUCCAAAGCAUCAACAACAUUGAAACUCAACAAAUUCCACCAGAGCUCCUCAUAUCUCAAAUCAUGCAACUCCAUGCAAGCAUCUCCAAGCUUGAAUCCCUAAGGCCAUGCAAGCAAGUCAAUAGUCACUUCACCCACCUAGUGAAGCUUUGCACCCUCCCUUCAACCAUUGACAUCGAAGCCUUGCCCAAAGAGGUGCAAGACAUGCGUGAUAGCCUCAUUAACCUAAGUGGCCACGCCGAGGGGCUCCUAGAGCUCGAAUUCUCGACCUUCAUAAGCCUCACACCUGAGCCAAUGAAAAAUGUAACCCUAUUCCCUUAUUACGGGAACUAUGUCAAGCUAGCCAACAUGGAGAGCAAAAUCCUCAAAGAAAACGGGGUUUUGAGCCCUAAGAAAGUGGCCUUUGUAGGGUCAGGGCCAAUGCCACUCACCUCCAUCGUCAUGGCCACUCACCACAUGGAAUCCACACACUUUGACAACUUUGACAUCGACGAAAAGGCGAACGAGGUGGCACGAAAGAUCGUGGCUUCGGACUCGGCCCUCGAGAAGAGGAUGAAGUUUGAGACACAGGAUGUGAUGGAAGUGAGGGAGAGAUUAGGGCAAUAUGAUUGCAUCUUUCUGGCUGCGCUUGUGGGAAUGAGUAGGGAAGCAAAAGUGAAGAUUUUGGGACAUAUAAGGAAGUAUAUGAAGGAGGGAGGGACUUUGCUUGUGAGAAGUGCAAAAGGGGCUAGGGCUUUCUUGUACCCUAUUGUUGAGGAACGUGACAUGGUGAAUUUUGAGGUUCUUACCAUCUUUCACCCCACAAAUGAUGUGAUCAACUCAGUUGUUCUUCUUCGCAAGCCUAAAGCUUAAUUAAUUGGGCUCGGUAACCACACCCAAGUUGUUGUUUGUUCUAUAUCUACUUCAAGAAGAUCAGUGCUGUGAAGUUAAUUUUUAUGUUCCAAUGUGUUUUGUUGUUGUUGAGGCGGGGUUUACUUUAUUCUAUGCUUUACUUAUACUCACUUAACAUGGUGUUGUUCAGUGUCCUCUAAUGGUUAUGAUGAUUAAUAGUAUGUGUAUCACUAAAAUUUUUAAUAAAUAAGCGCUACUGUUCUCAAAA